This is a messenger RNA of Menidia menidia (Atlantic silverside), 1535 nucleotides long. Lineage: Eukaryota; Metazoa; Chordata; Actinopteri; Atheriniformes; Atherinopsidae. The record is from the annotation of a GenBank genome assembly.
AUGCGGGCGGCGGCGUCGGCCCGUCAUUACGGCUCUGUCCUUCGUGGUGCAGCGAUGAGCAAGACUGCAGCCGGCUUUCGGAGCUUCCUGCACUAUGUGUUCGAUUACGAGACCCCAAAGACGCUGGUCAUCCCCAGCAUCAGGGUGGGAUUCGUCUUCAGGUUCACCCAGCUCCUGGUGGUCCUCUACGUGGUCGGGUACGUGUGCGUGGUGCAGAAGGCCUACCAGGAGACGGACUCGGUCAUCAGCACCGUCACAACCAAAGUGAAGGGCUUUGCCUUCACCAACACCUCUGACAUGGAUCCUCGUUUCUGGGACGUGGCCGACUUCGUCAUCCCCGCUCAGGCACUCCAGCUUCACCCCCUCAUUAAUUCUCCGGCCCAUCGUUCGUGUCGGACUGGGCCACAGGGUGGGGACGAUACGUUCUUCGUGCUGACCAAUUUGGUGAUGACCCCGGCUCAAACGCAGUCGCGAUGUCCUGAGGUGGGUGUCCUGCUCCCCAACCCGUCCACCACCUGUAAGGAUGACUGCGACUGCGUGGAGGGACUCAACGACCCCCGGGGAAACGGUAUACGAACGGGGCUGUGUGAGAACUAUACCGCCACGGUCAAGACCUGUGAAGUGCUGUCCUGGUGCCCGCUGGAAGUAGACUACAAGCUGCCCGCACGACCGCUGCUGGCGGCGGCAGAAAACUUUACGGUGUUGAUAAAAAACAGCAUCACGUACCCAAAGUUCGACUUUCACAGAGCAAACAUACUGCCCCAUAUCAACUCUUCCUACUUGAGGAGGUGUGAAUUCAGCCAUGCGACGGACCCCGACUGCCCCAUAUUUCGCCUCAAACACAUCGUCUCCGAGGCUGGGGAGGACUUUCAAGACAUGGCCAUUAAGGUGGGCAGAGGCAGGCGCUCUGCUGCAAAGAUGGAGGCGGAGAACAGAUCCGAGACUGAUGCGCUUUGUGUCCCAAAGGGUGGCAUUAUUGGGAUCCUCAUUGACUGGAGCUGUGACCUGGACCUUUGGGCAAGGAUGUGCUUCCCAAAGUACAGCUUCCGCCGACUGGACAACAAGAACUCCACCAACAACGUGGCUCCGGGUUACAACUUCAGAUAUGCAAAGUACUACAAGACCCCAGAUGGACAAGAGGAAAGAACACUAAUGAAGGCCUACGGGAUCCGCUUCAACGUCAUCGUCUUCGGAACCGUGAGGCCUGAAAAGAUCAUGAGAGCGGGGAAGUUUGCAGUUGUACCAACCAUCGUGAACUUGGGUGCAGCUUUGUCCUUCCUGAGUUUGGUACCCGUGGUUGCUGACUGGUUCAUGUUAACAUGCAUGAAGAAGAAAGAUCUGUACAGCCGACAGAAAGUGUCCUACCUGAUUGAGGAGGCUGAAACCGAAUCGAAAUCAAUGAGCACCACCUAUGGGACCCACUGAACCCACUGAACCCCACUGAACCCCAUUGUCAACACGAGACAGCUUUCCAGCAAAAGAAUGUGGGCUUUCUCUAAGAAUGUAACAAAAACAAAAUAAUAGUUUAAUAAAGC